CCUCCAUCUCUCUCUCUCUCUCUCUCUCUCUCUCUCUCUCUCUCUGUUCGGAGCAAAGAACAAAACAUAAACGAGAUGUUGCUGGGGAAGAGACAGAGACCGCCGAUGAAGAGAACGACGAGUAUGUCGGAGAUUACAAUAGAUCUGAAUCUGAAUCUCUCCGGAGAAUCAGAGCCGUCGGAUCAGCAGAAACCAUCGCCGUCCGUCGAUCUACGCCGGAUACCGUACGGUCAGAACGGUCAGCUAACAACAGCCAUCGAUCAGCCUCGUGGUCAUCAUGGGCUUUUAGAUCAACGACUCUUGGCUGCGGUCUCACCGAGAGGUCUCCAGAGGAGGCACUCAGCUGAUUACAACUCCAACGCCGCUCACUUCCUCAGAUCCUGCUAUCUCUGCAAGCGUCAACUUGUUCCCGGCCAUGACAUAUAUAUGUAUAGGGGAGAUAGGGCCUUUUGUAGCUCGGAGUGCAGGGAGAAGCAGAUGAAACAGGAUGAGAAGAAAGAGAAAAGUGCGUUUGCGGCCAAGAAAGAGUCGGCGGCGGUUGUGACCACAGCUGCAAACGCAAACGCUGGCUCCGGCAAUGGAGAGAGAGCGGCCGCAGCCGUGUAGUGUCCAUUACAUAUACAUACAUAUGUGUGAGGCUAUGUUUGUAUAUUUUUUCCAUCCAUGGUAUACAUAUAAAAGCAUUAUUAUGCGUUGACCGUGAUUUAAUCACCCUCUUUAUUGUGGAGCUAAUCCAAUGUAUGGAAUUAUAUGCUUUUUUAA
Tarenaya hassleriana is the source of this 762-nucleotide messenger RNA. RefSeq lists its product as uncharacterized. Bases 76 to 606 code for a protein of 176 amino acids. The record is from RefSeq and is a predicted model, not a curated record. The transcript is spliced from 2 exons. NCBI's taxonomy places the organism in Eukaryota, Viridiplantae, Streptophyta, Magnoliopsida, Brassicales, Cleomaceae.